AUGAGCACCGACCGCUCGCCAGCGUACGCGUCGAGCCUGAAAUGGGACGCCGUCCGCGGCGAACCAUACCUCCAGCUCCCGUCCUUUCCCGACCUCCGUCUGAUCCCUUAUCGCGAGGGUAUCGCCAGUGACCUAGUGACGCUGUUCAACCACCCGCCCGUCGGAUGUCGGCUGUUCGCCCUACCGUACCCCAUGUCGCGCGUCUUUGCGGACCAGUUGGAGUUGGACAUUCUUGCCAAACAGGCGCCAAUUCUUGAAAAGCUCUCAAAUUCAAAAAAGACAGAGGGGAUCGGAGCCGUGUGGCCGUUUAAAGCGCUGUGGAGCGAGUCCCAGUCGCGCGUAGUGGGGGAUAUCUUCAUAUGGCCCAACACGGUCGAGCCGAUGUGGGACGAUGCUCGACAGGGGCGGUACCAAGCCGGGCAAGCGACGGAGAAAGGCUCGAUUACGGAAGAGUCAGUCGUCUCCCUCCCUCCCGCCGAACAAUCCUGGAUGAUCGGAUACGUCCUCGAGCCCGAGCUUUACGGGCAGGGCAUCAUGUCCGAAACCCUCGCGUGUAUCCUCCAGGGAUGGGUAAAGCCCAUCAUGGGUGUCGGUGAGGUCGCUGCUAUUAUCGCGGUCGAUAAUCUUGGGAGUAAGGCUGUGGCGGAGAAGAAUGGGUUCACGUAUCGCCGUGAGGAGGUUACGCAGUGGCCAGAGGACAAGGGGGGCGGGGUUAAGGUUCAUGGGUAUUAUACGUGGCAGAGUAGCACAUAG
This is a messenger RNA of Cutaneotrichosporon cavernicola, 753 nucleotides long. RefSeq lists its product as uncharacterized. Gene Ontology annotation, molecular function: acyltransferase activity, transferring groups other than amino-acyl groups. Bases 1 to 753 code for a protein of 250 amino acids. NCBI's taxonomy places the organism in Eukaryota, Fungi, Basidiomycota, Tremellomycetes, Trichosporonales, Trichosporonaceae. The transcript has 2 exons. The record is from RefSeq and is a predicted model, not a curated record.